This is a messenger RNA of Ooceraea biroi (clonal raider ant), 2817 nucleotides long. RefSeq names its product ATP-binding cassette sub-family F member 3. Gene Ontology annotation, molecular function: ATP binding; ATP hydrolysis activity. The record is from RefSeq and is a predicted model, not a curated record. NCBI's taxonomy places the organism in Eukaryota, Metazoa, Arthropoda, Insecta, Hymenoptera, Formicidae.
AAGAUGGCGUGAACAUGUGUUCACACGUAGCUCGGAGGGCUCGGAGGAAAUUUGACGGUUGGCUGGGGAGUGGGGAUAGAGAGCCACUUAUCCUUAUCUAAAAAGAAGAAGACGGGUGACUGUCAAAAAGCGAGGUUUCGCUCUCUCUUCCGCGAUUAGGAGUACGAUUUUUUAACGUAAUCCUCGAAUAGCUUGUAAUAUCAUGGCGACUUGUGACGAGUACAUCCGUAGCCAAUUCCCAAUGAUAGAUGAUGAUCUAUAUCAAUACGUGAAAGGUAUCCUGGAUAGUUCAAAAGAUGAUUUCGAGGACGGCGACGAGGUAUACGAAGCGAUUGGGCAAGUACUGCACGAGGUGGCGGACAAAUCUGAAAACGAGGCAAAUAUGUGUGAGAUUACUGGAGAUGUUGAAAGGUACUUCAAAUGACGAUGACAUAGAUAAGAGGAAAAACGGUGUCAAUAAAGUAUUAAAUGCUCCAGUACAUUUGGGUGCUCUGGCUGCCACUCUCGAGGCACAAGUCGAACAGAUUAAGAGUAUAUGGGUCACUACUAGAGAUGACGCAAUGAAAGUAGAUGCUAAGAAAUUAGAAAAAGCCGAGGCCAAAUUGCAACAGAAGCAAGAAAAACGUAUUGUAAAUGAACAGGGAUCAGCAUCCCGUGUAAACACUGCCAAUAACACGGCUGAAAGCACCGCUAGUGCCAGUCAAGUGAUGAGUAAAAAGGAUAGCCGUAUGGAGACUAAAAGCGGAGGAAACAAAACCCAGGAUAUUAGAAUAGAAAACUUCGACGUCGCUUACGGUGAUAGAGUACUGUUGCACGGUGCUGACUUGACGCUCGUCUUCGGCAGGCGGUACGGUUUGAUAGGAAGGAAUGGACUCGGCAAGACCACCUUACUUCGUAUGAUAUCCAGCAACCAGCUGAGAAUACCAUCGCACGUGCGCGUAUUACACGUUGAGCAAGAGGUUGAUGGUGAUGAUACAUCCGCACUCGAAUCAGUUUUGGAAUGUGAUCAAGAACGGAGUACGUUACUCAGUCAGGAAGCAAAAUUACAAGCGGCGAUCGAGAAGGAUGGUUCCAAGACAAACGACGCGCUAGGUGAGGAAUUGACUCGAGUGUACGAGGCGAUGCAGCUAGCCGAAGUCGACAAAGCACCGGCCAGAGCGAGCGCGAUUUUAUCAGGACUCGGGUUCUCGGUAGAACGGCAAUCCUGGCCGACUAAAGCGUUCUCCGGUGGUUGGCGAAUGAGACUCGCUCUCGCGAGAGCACUGUUCUCCACACCAGAUUUGUUGUUGCUCGACGAACCGACGAACAUGCUGGACAUCAAGGCGAUAUUCUGGUUGGAGAAGUAUCUACAAACGUGGCCAAAAACGUUACUUGUAGUUUCACACGAUCGAAAAUUCUUAGACACGGUACCCACGGAUAUUUUAUACUUACGUGGACAGAAAAUAGAGCCGUAUCGUGGCAAUUACGAGCAAUUUGUGAAAACAAAAGGGGAACGCGAGAAAAAUCAACAACGAGAAUACGAGGCUCAACAGGCAAAGAGAGCGCACGUACAGGAAUUUAUCGACAAGUUCCGGUACAACGCGAAUCGCGCGCCCAGUGUACAAAGCAGGAUAAAGAUGUUGGAGAAACUACCUGAUUUGAAACCAGUAGAAAAGGAAAGCGAAGUAACUCUCAAAUUUCCUGAUGUCGAGCCGCUGAGCCCACCAAUAUUGCAACUCGAUGAGGUUUCCUUCAGUUACAACGGAGGUGCUGACGUGGUGUUUAGCAACGUCAAUCUUACUGCCAAUCUGCAAUCGCGCAUUUGUAUCGUUGGAGAGAACGGGACAGGCAAGACAACUCUGCUGAAGAUUAUCACGGGUGCACUGAGUCCGACGCGAGGCACGGUGCAUGUGCACCGCAAUCUCAAAUUCGGAUACUUUAGUCAGCAUCACGUCGAUCAAUUAGAUAUGCGUGUCUGCCCCGUCGAAUUGUUACAAAGCCAUUUUCCCGGCAAACCGAUCGAGGAGUACAGGCGUAUGCUCGGAAGUUUCGGGAUAAGCGGCAAUCUAUCUUUGCAAAGUAUAAACUCUCUUUCUGGAGGACAAAAAUCUAGGGUAGCAUUCGCCUUAAUGUGCGCCGCGAUGCCCAACUUUUUAGUGCUUGAUGAACCCACUAAUCAUCUCGAUAUCGAAUCGAUCGAAGCGUUGGGUAAAGCUCUCAAAAACUGCCAAGCUGGUGUAAUACUGGUGUCACAUGACGAACGUUUAAUCCGAAUGGUUUGUACAGAAUUGUGGGUUUGCGGAGAAGGCUCCGUUCGUUGUAUCGAAGAAGGCUUUGAUGAAUAUCGUAGGAUCAUCGAAAGAGAGCUUGAAUUAUAAUAAAUUAAAUUUUAUUUAAUGUGAUAUUACGGCCAUCAUACGUUGUCUUCGAAUAAUACAUCAUCGUUGUGAAAGUUUUAGAGAAGGAUCGUCACUUCAAUUGAGAGAUUGUACAUCGCGAUUUAUAUUAUUUUAUUAUAAUAUUUACUCUUUUCGAAACGUUUCAUUCCGCCAAAGGUGUCUUAUUUAUUUCGUAGAUGCUUUUUCGUGAAACAAGUCAAAUGUAAUAUUUAAUUUACAGUCUCUUUUUAUUUAUCUAUUUGAUAAAAACAUCUUUCUCUUUUUUUCUUUUCAUAAUUACAGAAUGCAAAUUUUCAUCUAUAAAGAAAUAUAUCAUAAAUCAGUUAUCUUCCGUGAACGCAUUGAAUCAUAACAUGUUAUUCGACUGUGACACGCAAUCGAAUUUGGAAAUUUUCAUAUUUAAUAUCACGCUAGAAAAAAUAAAAAUAUUAUUGUUAGA